This is a messenger RNA of Coturnix japonica (Japanese quail), 2469 nucleotides long. It is a transcript of the gene ATAD1, whose product is annotated as ATPase family AAA domain containing 1. Gene Ontology annotation, biological process: extraction of mislocalized protein from mitochondrial outer membrane. Gene Ontology annotation, cellular component: mitochondrial outer membrane. Gene Ontology annotation, molecular function: ATP hydrolysis activity; ATP binding. Lineage: Eukaryota; Metazoa; Chordata; Aves; Galliformes; Phasianidae. The record is from RefSeq and is a predicted model, not a curated record.
AGGCUGGGCCGGAACCUUGUUUCAGGGCGGCGGCUGCCGGCCGGAUGGUGCAUUGGGCUCCUGCCGCACCGGGCCGCGCCGCCGCCGCCUCCUUCGACCCGCUGCGGCUGCGCGUGGCUCGGCGCUGCCCCGGGGGAGAUUUUUGCCUCUCCGUUGCCCUGACUUGGAGGUGUUGUACUUUCUGUCUUCGGGGCUGGCAGUAGUCGGCCCUUCCCUUGGGAGCUGUGUCCCAGGGGGAUUAAUGCAAGCUGCGGAUCUCUCUUGUGCCUGGCAUCCGGGUGACUUUCCCUUCAGCUUCCUCGUAGGGCCCAGAGCUCUCCGUCAUUGAGAGGCAGGAUGGUCCACGCUGAAACGUUUUCACGCCCCCUAAGCCGGAACGAAGUGGUUGGAUUGAUCUUUCGCUUAACAAUAUUUGGCGCUGUAACGUACUUCACCAUUAAAUGGAUGGUUGAUGCCAUCGACCCUACCAGAAAGCAAAAAGUGGAAGCUCAGAAACAGGCUGAAAAGCUGAUGAAACAAAUUGGAGUGAAGAAUGUCAAGCUUUCUGAGUAUGAAAUGAGUAUUGCUGCACAUCUCGUCGACCCACUAAGCAUGCAUGUAACUUGGAAUGAUAUUGCAGGCUUAGAUGAUGUCAUUACAGAUCUGAAAGACACUGUCAUCUUGCCCAUCAAGAAGAAAUACUUGUUUGAGAACUCCAGGCUCUUACAGCCACCUAAAGGAGUUCUUCUCUACGGCCCUCCUGGCUGUGGUAAAACCAUGAUCGCCAAAGCUACAGCAAAGGAAGCGGGUUGUCGAUUCAUUAAUCUCCAGCCUUCAACGCUGACUGACAAAUGGUACGGAGAGUCUCAGAAACUGGCUGCUGCCGUCUUCUCCCUCGCUAUAAAGCUCCAACCAUCCAUCAUUUUUAUCGAUGAAAUAGAUUCCUUCUUGCGAAGCCGUUCGAGCUCUGACCACGAAGCGACAGCUAUGAUGAAAGCUCAGUUCAUGAGUCUUUGGGACGGCCUGGACACCGAUUACAACUGCCAGGUCAUUGUGAUGGGAGCCACCAACCGUCCUCAGGACCUUGACUCUGCAAUCAUGAGAAGGAUGCCGACCCGCUUCCAUAUCAACCAACCUGCUCUGAAACAAAGAGAAGCCAUCUUGAAGCUAAUUCUGAAAAAUGAAAAUGUGGACAGGCACGUAGAUCUCCUCCAAGUCGCCAAAGAGACUGAUGGAUUCUCAGGAAGUGAUCUGAAAGAAAUGUGCCGGGACGCGGCUCUCCUCUGUGUCAGGGAAUACGUUAAUUCUGCCUGCGAAGAAGAGAACCACGAUGAAGAUGAAAUCCGGCCCGUGCAACAGCAGGAUCUCCACAGGGCAAUUGAGAAGAUGAGGAAAUCAAAGAAGGCCACGCUUCACGAUGACCUGAUGCACGUCAUUAUAGAUUAAGGCUAAGGGGCGCGCUUGCUGUUUCUGAUGUGAUGUGAUUUGUAUUCUGUAAUCAGUUAACGAAAGCAACAUAAGGGGCUGGGAGUGGGGAUACUCCUUGGAAAGGGGGAGUUCUGUUUCUGGCAUUGUUUUUAUACAGCAAAUGCUAAGUUAUUGGAAUUCUUGUUAUGCACAACUAGAGAUGUAACAAUAGAUCACGAAGUGGAACAAUUACAGCUCAGACCAAGAGCAACUGCUUGUGUCUCGUCCCUUCUGGAUGCACUGUGUAGCCUUAAAGCAGGUUCUCGUGUGGUGUGAGGGCAGCGGCCGACUGCUGCUGGGCUGUGUGUAUGUAUUACAUGUAUAUAGCCACACUUCUUUUUUUAUACGUAGACAUAAUAUGUAGAUAACUUGAGUAUGGAAAAUCUUUUCUACUUCUUGACUGAAGCCAAAUCAGAAGAUGUAUAGAUCCAUUGAUACUCAGCUCACGCUCACUUCUUCCUUCAAGCAGCAGGUAGAAAUUCUGCUUGUAGAAUAACUUUGAGGGCAAAUUGGAAAUGUUACUGGUGUGUUUUUUUUCACAUCAUCACUUGAAACCUGGUGCCAUUGAGUAAAGUUAGAAACUACUGUACAAAAUGUUGGAAUACUUUUUUCUUUUGUAUGAAUUAUGCUUUUGGAGGCAUUUUAAUGCUGUUCUUAUUGUUAUUUUUCCCCAUCAAUGUGAUUUAAUUAAGAGUCUGCUUAAUUGCUCUUUAAUUGCUCUUUCCUUAAGCCCCACCGUGUAGAGGUCCUUCUGAUGAGUUACAUGUCACCAUGGCGGCCCACUGCUAUUUCAUGUCUGGAAGAGGCGCUGCUGCACUGAACCACUGUGCCAUGGUGAGGGGAGCUGCUCUGUGCUGCUUUGCUCUGCCACCUGCUCCGCCAUGCGAAACCGAAGACAACGAGGAGGCAGUUUCAGGUUUAUAAAUAUUCUUUGGCCAUGUUCUGCUGUACGUGUUGGUAACGGUUCGGUCAAUUCAUGUAACGCUACGUAGUGAUAAAGGCAAAGGGUUGAAACGGAAAGUG